This is a messenger RNA of Gossypium arboreum, 867 nucleotides long. Its product is annotated as ankyrin repeat-containing protein BDA1-like. Bases 1 to 867 code for a protein of 288 amino acids. The record is from RefSeq and is a predicted model, not a curated record. Gene Ontology annotation, molecular function: protein binding. NCBI's taxonomy places the organism in Eukaryota, Viridiplantae, Streptophyta, Magnoliopsida, Malvales, Malvaceae. The transcript is spliced from 3 exons.
AUGGAUGAAACGUUGAGAACAGCAGCUCGUACAGGAAAUGUUACUGAUUUGUACAAUUUAAUUCAAAGAGAUGGAAAUGUUUUGAGGCACUUUGAUGAGGUGUUGUUUGUCGAUACUUCUUCACACAUUGCUGCAGACGAAGGAUGCAUUAGGUUUGCAGUGGAAAUUAUGAACCUAAAGCCAGCAUUUGCUAGGAAGCAAAACCAUCAGGGCUUGAGCCGACUUCACAUUGCAGUUAAACAAGGGCAUAAAGAGAUGGCUCUACGUUUCUUGGAAAUUGAUAAAGAUCUUGUUCGUGUCAAAGGAAAGAACGGUAAGACUCCCUUGCACUUCAUAAGUGAAGCUGGAAAUCAUGAUGGCAUGUUGGAUCGAAUUUUAGAGAUUUGUCCUCAAUGUAUACAAGAUGUUACAAUUGAGAAUCGCAAUGCUUUGCACGUUAUUGCUGUAGAAAACAACAGACUGGAUGUUCUCCAAGUCCUAAUUCGAACACUUUGGAAGACAGACUAUGAUCGGGAAGUGGUGAACCAAAUAGAUGAAGAUGGAAACACUGCACUGCACUUAGCUGCUUUCCAUAAACAACCCGAGAUGCUUAAACUACUAUUAAACUGCAAAGCCGAUAAGCAUGCCAACAAUCAGGCUGGUUGGACCGUAAUGGAUGUAGCACAACAACAACAUAAUAGGGAAAGCAUUACUAUUCUGCGUGGUUGCUUUAUUCCAGAAGUUUCAAACUUUAAAUGUAAAUUGGAGAAACAAAUCGUCAAGCAUGUGACAAAGGCAUUGUUGAAAAUUGCAUGGUGGUGGUUGAACAGUGGAAUGGGGGUUGACAGAGGUGAUGGGACAGAAGCGGCGGCUAGGGGGGAGGGCUAG